Molecule: messenger RNA, 2556 nt
Organism: Hyaloscypha bicolor E
Lineage: Eukaryota; Fungi; Ascomycota; Leotiomycetes; Helotiales; Hyaloscyphaceae
Exons: 3
Coding region: 1-2151 (716 amino acids)
Source: RefSeq, a predicted model, not a curated record
AUGGAUUCAAACACAGGAGAGCCAGCUCCAGGUCUUAAGCGGUCCAUAUGGGCACAAGAGUGCCGUAGCACCUCCCCUCAGAAACAGGACGUUGGUGACCAGUCAACUUCUAACAGAAGUGACAAACAAUACGUCCAAUCUGAUUCCAAAGCCAUGCAACAACCUCAAUAUAACACACCGAGCCCUCUCUGGGUCCCUGACAUAAUCGGAGGACAGAAUCCAAAUCAACCGGCGUACGGUGGAGCAAUCACGAUUGGGCAAGCCGCGAACAAAUAUUGGGAUGGAGAACCGAAUCUGAACCAACAGGCGUACGGCGGUACAAUAGUGACCAAGGAAAACUUCAACGCGCAAUGGCAUGGACAACAGGAGAUCGCCUCGCCUCACUUUCAUACCCAACCUAUAGCUCAGGCUCCCCACCUCCAACUCAAACGCACUCCUCCUCCUCAGGUCGCCUAUGCCCACUCCCAGUACUCGCCAGCCGCUCAGAAUCUGCCUCAACAGAUUCAAUACAUGUCGCCAGCUCGACUCCCACAAUAUCAGAAUCAGUACCUAAUUGAUCGCCAGAACGGAAAUCGCAAGGAUAAUACUGGCAUGUAUGAUCAAUCCACCAAUUACAACGAAGCUCCACACAUGCGCCACGGCCAAACCUUCGCUCUACAGUCAUCCGAAACCAACUAUGGCUUACCGGCACCAAAUGGUGGGUAUGGCAUGGCUAUUCAGACGCCUACUACCCAGUCUAAUCAAUAUGGCAAAAACGUGGUCUCGCGAGCCCCUGGCCCUAGAGCUGCCGCUCCACACAUCGGCAAUGGUCAGAGCAAUAACCAUGGAGGUCAAAUUGGAGGACAGGGAAAAUCAAGAUUUGAAAAACCUCUCAUUCCUGAACCAGAUAUUGAGUUCUGGCGCAACAUGGGCGCAUAUACCCUGCAGCUGGUAGAAGUAAGAAAGGAUUGCUCCGAAUGUGUAAGAGCAGGCAAGGCCAUCUCCUGUUGCAAAGGAUAUGUCAAGAACACAUUGUUUGGCCGAGCAGCCUCGCCAGAAUACGUGCAGAUCUGUGAAAUGGCCUUGCGGAAGCGUAUCGCUUUCGAAAAUAACGACGAGUUCACCCUCUGCGAGCAUUGUCCUAUAACUUUCAUCCAACGCAACCAAGCUCGGUACAUUGAAAAACUCACCAGAUCCUGCUACGGCAAAGGGCGUUACCGAUAUGAGGCUCCUGAGCAAUCGCAAAUCGGAGCUAUUGAUUUGCAGAAGGCAUCUGAUACCGAACCGAUUGUGCAGGAACUCCCAAAACAAUUCCAGGUGCGGGAGGCUCCCGAACAAUCGCAAAUUGGAGCUGUUGAUUUGCAGAAGGCAUCUGAUACCGAACCGAUUGUGCAAGAACUCCCAAAACAAUCCCAGGUGCAAGAUGUUGACUUGAGGAAGAAGCCCGCACUUGAAUCCGUUGCUCCAGAACCUACUGGACAAUUUCAAAUAGAACCUGUUGGUCUUCAGAAGGAAAUCAAAGUCGAACCUAUGGUUCAAGAAUCCCCGGAACCGUUGCAAACAACAGUGCAUCAGAAUUUGCACGGAUAUCCUGGAACGAUGAAACAGGAGGAUAUUCCAAUUGUGAAACAAGAAAAUGGAGUAACGGCGGAGAACCAUGCUCGAGUUGAUAGACAACGCAGCUCCAAAGGUUUGUCAUUCUGGUCUGGAGCACUCGUAGCAUUUCUCGCCCUGCUCUCCGCUUUCGGUGGCAUUACGAUCUUGGCCACGAUCUUGAGCGCAGAUCCGCUGCCUCACCAAGCCACAAUUGCUCAUGAUCCCUGGUCUCUGCCGGAAAAUCAAGGCCUUGACACCACCCAAUGCGAAUGGGACUACACUCCCCCUCCUCCCCCUCCAUCUGUCAUCAUACCUCCAGCCCCCUCCGCCACAAAACACGCCACAUCAACCAAGACUGCUGAUGCUCCCCCGCCAUCUGGGACCGAGGACGAGCAGACUGGUACCGCCCCGCCUCCUACCCCACCUGAUUCGGAACUCUCGAAGGCCAUUUUUGACUUUAUGUUCGAGAGUUUCAAUACCCCAACAAAAAUCGGCAUAUAUCUUGUUGGUAGCGCAGCUACAGGGGCUCUAAUCCAUUACGGACCCGGCCUAUGGGCACAAAUGAGAGCAAAUUAGAGAAGAGAACAGAACGGACAAAUUAGCAGUCUGGUGGGAGACUGACUCUCGAGAAUAUUGGGGAGUUUUAUGAGAAUACUGGGGAUGUGACAAGAAUUAUGCUGCGAGAUUACUGGAGCAUCAAGGACAGCGAUGAAGAGUGGAUUAUUUUCCUUUUCAGCCUUUGUACGGUUCUUUUUCACAGACUUUGUGCUUAUAUUGUCUAUUUUUCUUUUCUUUGAUUGUUUGCUAGCUGUGGCUGUGUUGCGAGCCCAGGUGGGAGGAAGCGAAUGGGUCUUUGGUAUGGCCAAGAUUGUCAGUUAUUUCUUUUCUUUGAUUGUUGCCUGUGGCUGUGUUGCGAGCCCAGGGGCGAGGAAACAGGGAGAUAGAGAAAAGACUAUCUUAGUUUAGAUAAUGAUAUUCGGC